Messenger RNA from Pelodiscus sinensis (Chinese soft-shelled turtle), 4894 nucleotides. The record is from RefSeq and is a predicted model, not a curated record. Lineage: Eukaryota; Metazoa; Chordata; Testudines; Trionychidae.
ACAGACCGUGGGGCAGGGGCCUGAGCCCAUCCCAGCCCCACCGGGCCCAAAGCCACUGAGCUUCAUUGCAGGGGGGGCGGCUCCAGCCUGAGCCCUUCUGCCCGGGGCUGAACCCGAAGCCUGAGGCCUCGGCCCAGACCCAGCCGCGCUCAGUGCAGCCCGCGGAAGGGGUCGUGAGCCUCAGUUCGGGAACCGCCGCCCUCGAGGUCUGCGGCGGGCAGGCAGGAGUCGGUCGAGGGGCGCCCUCUGGCGGGGGCCCUGCAGGGGUUAUGAAAGACAACUAUUGGCAUUUGUUAUUGGUAGAAGAUCAGAUGAUAAAGAUAAAGACUGAAGUCAGAUAUUCAACAGAGUGAAUUGGAUUUUCCAUUUCUGCUGUUGAUGUCAAUGAUCUUGAUUCCGAUAUUUCCAAGAAAAACUUGAUCUUUGAACAAAUCAAGACCCUCACUGAUCUCAGUUUAAUGCAAAUACCUGGAUACUACGCAUCCUGUUCCUUACUCCAUGUUUAAAUGAAAAAAACAUUUUCUCUAGUCUUCCAUGAAGCUCAGUUGUUGCCUGUUAACUUUGAUUAUUACUGCUGUUCUGCCUGCUGCUUUUGCACUGGAAAAUGUAGCUUCUAACAGGACAAUUACACCUGGGUCAAGAUCCGUUUCUCCAAAUGCUUCACUUCAUCCAGUCUUCCGAGUCAUGGCAAAUUCUCCAGCACAUCAUGAUAUCAUAGCAAAGGAAGGGAGCAGUGUGUUAAUUGAAUGUAAACUGAACCUCAGCCGGUAUGAAUUUAUCCUUUGGUACAAUUCAAAAGCACAGCUGCUCAAGCAAAGAGAUGAAGGUGGAAGAUGGUUGAUCACUGACCAUAUCCUUAACAUUACCGAUGUAAGGUUUGGUGACCGUGGACGGUACACCUGUGCAGCCACUAAUCAUAAUGGCACCUCCUACUACACAGUCACCCUGAGGGUUAUCUUCACAUCGGGGGAUAUGAGCAUCUACUACAUGAUUGUGUGUCUGGUUGCUUUUACGAUCAUCCUCAUUUUAAACAUAACCCGUCUGUGUAUGAUGAGUAGUCACCUCCGCAAGACAGAGAAGGCCAUCAAUGAGUUCUUCAGGACAGAAGGUGCUGAGAAGCUUCAGAAGGCCUUUGAGAUCGCCAAGCGCAUCCCUAUCAUCACCUCUGCCAAAACCUUGGAGCUGGCCAAAGUCACCCAGUUUAAAACCAUGGAAUUUGCUCGAUACAUUGAAGAACUUGCUAGAAGCAUUCCCCUCCCACCUCUAAUCCUUAACUGUAGGGCAUUCAUGGAGGAGAUCUUUGAAGCAGUGCGAGUUGAUGAUCCAGAUGAAGUUGGCGAGGAAACCAAACAGACCCAAGCUCUUACUACCCAAGAUGCAAUCUACCCCAUCAAUCCAGAGCUCAAGCGCAGUAAUUCACCAGCAGGAGACUCGGAUGAUGGCUCUGUGAAUGAGCAGGGUCAAGAAAUAGCAGUCCAAGUAUCAGUCCACCUUCAGUCAGAAAUACAAAGCAUUGGCACUGUUUCCCAUGACAGCUGCAAUUCUGUACCUUCCGAAGAAGAGGUUUGCUGAAUCCUGCUAGGUGGAAUUAUUGCAGCUGCAUCUGAUUUCUGUAGGCCAUCAAGAGAAAAGGAACUAGGCCCUUGAGCGAUAAUCAAAUGUGCACAAGAAAUAAUGCUUUUUUUCCAGAAUAUGAGGUGUCAAAACUAUUCUCUGUGAUCAGUGUAUUUCCUCAUUUGUGUUUUUCGGUGUUGAUCUGCAGAUUUAAAGCCUGCUUAGAUGAGGCCAUUUGGAAUACUCUUUUGCAAUAGUUUUGUUAAGCAAACAUACUCAACUGGAAACAUUUCACAAAGGGGAUGAUUCACACUCAACUUCUUGGUUGCCUCAGUUACUGUUUCAGAGGUGGCUAAAUUAAGCUAAACACCUGCCAUAGAAUUCUUUCCUUUGUGAACUGUUUCUUCAUAUACACUCAGAAAUCUAAAUUAUUUCUUAUUCAAAUGUGCUUGCAUUAUUAUGAUGAUGACGAUUUGAGACGUGCGCUUUUUGAAUUGCUUCUUGAUGUGUGCAGCCCAUCAGACCUGUAGGCUUUGUCUGCUUUGUGUAUUUUGCUCUGUGUUGCCCUCAAAACAUACUUUAGUUAGAGUAAGGAAUAGUGCCAGACCGUGCAUCUAGAUUACGUUAAUUCCCAGCAUUUCAAAGCAGUUUAUGGACUAAUCAGAGCUCUCAAAUUUUGCAAAAACUUACCAAAAUGCUGUUGUAAAAUAUGGAAAAUUACAUCUUGAUUUUGACGUAAUCAACACCAUAGUUAAAUGACCGAUAUUGCCAGUUGCCUUACCCUGUUUGGUUUACAUGGCUAGACAGGAAAGCAGCACAGCUGGUCUUAUUUGUUCCUGGACUUGAUUGACUUUACUCACUGCAGAAAAUCCAAACAAUUAUUUUACAUUGCCAUUAGCAAGAGAUGACUAGUUGGUAGUUGUUUUUCCUAAAAUAAAUCUACAGGUCAAAUGUCUCAGGCCAUUGUUUCUAAACAAUAUUAACAAGAAAAGAGAUGGGGGCUUCAGGCCAGAUUCUCAGCUGUGGCUAGUGUGCAGCAAGGGAAGGAAGCCACAAAGGAACUAGUUAUGGCUCCCAGGUUGUGCUGUUUGCCAGAGAUUACUGGAAUGCGGUAAUUCUCUGGCCAUGCCUCCUUCCAUUUCCAGCAAGACCCAUGGUGAGAGCUGCAAGGAGGUAUAGUACGAGAGCUGACUAUACUUGCCCUGCGCUAGUUAGGGACUCUCCCAUGCGAGAAGAUGCCUCAGCGGAAGAGACCCAGUUCUAGGAACUGGAAUAUAGAAGAGACUCUGACCCCUACUUUCACUCUUUGGUGCUGAUCUUUUCCUUUUUUUGUUUGUUUUCUAUUUUACAUUUAUAGCGUAUCACUUAAAUAGUAUUUUAUUUCGAGGUGAGAUUUAAAUCUAUGUAAGGCUUGUAAGCACUCCACAAAUUAAUUUCUUACACCUGCUGGAAGCAUAGUGCCACAGAAUAGUAACAGCUUGGCCACAACAGCACUGUUUAGCUUCCCGCAUCUCUUUCUUUGCUUCCUCAUUUUGAAAGGUGACUUGAACGAGUGGUUUCUGGAAGGAACAUUUAAGAUUCUUAAGAGGUUUUAAGGUUAUGUUUACAGGAGUGGAAGUGGAUGACACACGGGCAUAGAAGAGCCAUUCUACAAAGCAGGGUCAUCUACGGUAAGACGUCCUUGUAUCAAAUAGAGUGACUGAAUCAUAUUUAUGUGACAGUAUUAGGCAACUAGAAGCUGAAACAUUUUUAAGUUCUUUGCUUAGUAGCUUUAGAAGCCAAUCACAAGCAGUGCAGGUCUAGCAGACCUUGUCUUGGCUGAGAGGCCUUUGUUUAUUGGGACCGUAGGAGUUUCUGACUGGAUCAGCCCGGUCAUCCAUCUGCUCCAGUCUCCUGUUUCUGACACUGGGCUGUGCUUCAGAAGAAUAGGUCCUGCAAUAGGUAUUUCUAGAAUAAGCUGCACUUAGUGAUAGAUUCUUCCUCACCCUUCUAUAACUAGAGGUUGGUUUAUGCCCCUCUUCGUUUUACAGGUUUAUAUUCCUUCCUCAGCCCUUUAUUUAUUUUUUAACAGUCCUGGUUGUAACUCUGGUUGUUCCUGUUAUUCAGCUAAAUGGCCAAUCCUUUGGAAUCCUGCGAAGCUGCUGGCCUCUGGCUAAGUCUGCAUCCUGGGGGAGACAAUUUCCUUGGGUCGAGUUUGAAUGUCAUAGCUCAAAGAUGUUCAGGCCGGAAGGAAUGGCCGUGUGAUCUUUCUUUAAGCAUCCCCCAGGCCAUAGGUUUCCACAUCACCCUGCCUGUCUUUCAGAGAAGCUAGAUGUACCCCUCUGUCAAACUGUCACCCUCCAGACGGUGGCAGCAUCCUUGCUGUUUUUGUCCCCGUGUUGUAAAUGCAGUUUGGAGACACAACCGUAAAAUCAGGGCUCCUUUUAAAUACUUCCAAACCAGCAGAUGUGCAAUAAUGAUUGACAGAUGUCUCCUCAAAAAUGGCAGCUUGCAUGCAACAAAAUGACACUGAAGCCAUGUGAGAUCAAUGUAAGAGAACAGCUCCCUCGUUAACCGAAUCUGUUCUUUCAUUUGUAUAGUUCAUGUAGGUAACACAGUGUUCUUGCUGAAUCACGUCUGUGUGUGUCUGUUUCAUUUGGUGUCUGAGUAGCAGAGAGAAAGGACUUGUUCCACAAGGCCAGAAAAUGCAGAAAUGAUGACCAAAAAAAAAUACAAAAUGAAGUGGUCAAUUUGUAAUAGUGACAAGUCAUUUCACUUCUGGAAGGAGGCUGCUUUGUAGUUUUUUCUGUACAUAAGUAGCAUUUAUGACAUGCAUGUCCCACGCUUAUUUCCACUGAACUUAAUCAGAGCAGGGUUGGAACCCUAAUAUGAUAUUCAUGAGUGCUGUGACACUGGAAGCAGGAUAACACUGAUGUGUAGAACCCAUAAUUUCCAAAUAACAACCCCCUGACAUGGUAGUUUCCAAACAGGCUGGUGACUUAUUGCAAACAUGGGGAGUAUCUGCUGUUGCUUGAAAAAAAAAUUUUUUAUACAUCUAAUGUUUAUUUUGAAGAUUACUCAAACAAGUUGGAGGAGGGGGGGAGUGUUAAACUCCUUGUAAACCAUACAGGUUUUUUCAUGUCUUAAACUAACAUCUCUGACAAUCACAAGGCUGUUUUAUCUUCCUAACCUCAUUUUUUUGUACUGUAAAUUGUACUUGUUAGGCAAGAUCGUAUCUAAAAGUAACGUCCUGGUUAUUUGUAUUCUAUUGUAAUGUGACUGUGUUAUGUAACAACAUAUGGUUCACACUUUCAUAAAAUUACUUGGUAGAUUGGCAGAAUAAAUUUAGCAAAAUUUUAUG